Molecule: messenger RNA, 1720 nt
Organism: Drosophila bipectinata
Lineage: Eukaryota; Metazoa; Arthropoda; Insecta; Diptera; Drosophilidae
Product: mitochondrial 2-oxoglutarate/malate carrier protein
Molecular function (GO): transmembrane transporter activity
Source: RefSeq, a predicted model, not a curated record
CACAGCUGACCCACUAACAACAAUCGCUGUCGUCACCAGAAGUAUUUUGGUGUUGUUGCUGGUUGCAUUUUAUUUAUCUUGCAAAACUAAAAAGAGAUCAAACAAACGGUGGGAAAACAUUCCGCGACAACGCAACAAUUUGCAGCCAAGCAGCACGUGUGCCACUGUGCCAAAAUUAGCAACGGGACUAGAGCGGGAGGAACACUUUUCGUGCGAGUGACGUGCUUGACAUUGAACAACAUUCGCGCGGGCCUCAGUGAAAUAAGCAAAAAUAAAACGAGGAAGCGCCAAUAAAACCAAUACCAACGAAAGGCGUCAGCCGUAUCAGCUGUUGGCCAAGUGCGUGCGGGUGAAAAAAUUCAUUAUUAAUUGUGCCACAGGCGAAGCCACAGCCCACUGAUUCCUCGCCAGUUUUCCACAUUCCCUCCCCAGUUGAGUUGAAUUUCCAGUGCAGCGAUACUAGUAGCACCAGCACGAGCAGCAGCAGCAGCAGGGGCAGCGGUAGCAGCAGCAAUCUGAACUGGAAAUUGCAGGCAAUUGAGCGAGCAUUUACUCAAAUCGCUGUUGUGUAAUCACUUGUAAAAGAUGAGCGCUCCUCCCAAGAAACAGAGCUCCAAUGCCAUCAAAUUUCUGUUUGGUGGCCUAUCCGGAAUGGGUGCCACGUUAGUGGUUCAGCCCCUGGAUUUGGUGAAAACCCGCAUGCAGAUCUCGGGAGCUGGCAGUGGAAAGAAAGAGUUCCGGAACUCCUUCCAUUGCAUCCAGACGAUCAUUGGCAAGGAGGGACCCCUGGCUCUCUACCAGGGAAUCGGAGCGGCAUUGUUGCGACAGGCCACCUACACCACCGGUAGGUUGGGCAUGUACACGUACCUGAAUGAUCAGUUCGUGGAGCGAUUCAAGCACAAUCCCGGAGUUCUUCACAGUAUGGCCAUGGGAACGAUAGCCGGAGCUUGUGGUGCCUUCAUCGGUACGCCCGCUGAGGUGGCGCUUAUCCGCAUGACCUCCGAUGGUCGCCUGCCGGUGGCGGAGAGGAGAAACUACACCAACGUGCUCAAUGCGUUGACCAGAAUUACGUCGGAGGAAGGAAUCACGGCUCUCUGGAGGGGCAGCUUGCCCACCGUGGGCCGUGCCAUGGUGGUGAACAUGACUCAGUUGGCCAGUUACUCGCAGUUCAAGGCCUACUUCCGGGAUGGACCUCUUAAAAUGCAGGAGGGCAUCAAACUGCACUUCUGUGCCAGUAUGUUGAGCGGUCUUCUGACCACCAUGACGUCCAUGCCAUUGGACAUUGCCAAAACUCGCAUCCAGAACAUGAAGACUAUUGAUGGCAAAGCAGAAUACCGGGGUACUCUGGAUGUGCUGUUUAGGGUGGCUCGCCAGGAGGGCAUCUUCGCGCUGUGGAAGGGAUUCACACCCUACUACUGCCGGCUGGGCCCGCACACUGUGCUGACCUUCAUUCUGCUGGAGCAGCUCAACCAGGGCUAUAACAAAUACGUUAUUAACAGCCAAAAAGCCACCGGCCUGUAGAAUGAACGGCCAGACGAAGAGAGAUAACCGAAGCGUGUAUAUAACGUUAAGUUUAAAGUGUAAACCAACAUAGGGCAUUUAAAUGUCGGCAAUUCCGGAGACAAUAUUACGAUAUAACGACAAUUAGCUUGGAAGUUUAAUGAAAGUUUUGUAGCGCCAUAAUAAUGGAUUCUCAAUAAAGCACAACAUGUUAACGAAA